AUAGUAAAAUCUACUCAAUCUUUGUUAAAAUUAUUUUUUCCCAGGGUUGUUUGUUCUUGGAAGUAAAGUCCACAAAGGUAAAAAGAAUUUUCAGAUUUACUGAGCGUCAUUGAACGCAACAAAAGGCAUGCUGUCUUACCGUCCACUUGCUAAAUUCUUGCCUGGAGUGCUUCAUGUUCCUCUGGGUUGAGUUUGGUACAGAAGACGGAACAAAUAUUUAGCUGUAUUUUAAAGAAAAGUUUCUUCAGCGAGGAGUGGCUCGUGUUUGGGCUGCACAGACAUGCCCAACACUGCGUGCAGUGAUCCCGGCGCCCGGGUUUCGGACCCGCAGCACUCCCAGAAACUGCUGCGAGUCCUCCGGACCUUCUGGGAGGAGAAAAGUUUCCACGACGCGGUUCUGGUCGUUGAUGGAGAGGAACUUCCGGUGCAGAAAAACAUCCUGGCUGCUGCCAGCCCUUACAUCAGGACCAAGCUGAACUACAAUCCCCCAAAAGAAGAUGGUUCCAUGUACAGAAUCGAGCUGCAGGGCGUCUCCAUGACUACCAUGAAGCAAAUCCUAGAUUUCAUCUUCAGUGGUGAGAUCACCCUGAGCGAGGAGACCAUCCAGGACAUGGUUCAGGCGUCUGACAUGCUCCUCUUGACCGACCUGAAGGCCCUGUGCUGCCAGUUCCUGGAGAGCUGCAUCACUGCAGAGAACUGCAUCGGCAUCCGCCUCUUCUCUCUGCAUUACUGCCUCGACCACGUGCACCACGUCGCCACCGAGUUCCUGCAGACCCACUUCAGGGAUGUGGAGCUGACGGAAGAGUUCCGAGAGCUGCCUCCGGAGCGCCUGUGCGAGCUGCUGGCCAUGGAGAAGCUCAACGUGGGCAACGAGAAGCAUGUUCUGGAGGCUGUGGUGCGAUGGUUCGCCCACGACCCGGACGAGCGCAGGGUUCACAUGAAGCAGGUCAUGUCCUCUGUGUGGCUGCAGGGUUUGGACGUCAGCUACCUGAGACAACAGGCCUUGGGGGAGCCUCUGAUGAGGGAGGUGAUCAGAGAGCACUGUCAGAAGGUCCUGACAGAGGGUCCGCUGCAGGGCGAGGCGCUGCUCGCCGCCUUCAAACCCAGAGGCUACUCUGAGUGUAUCGUCAUUGCAGGAGGAGAAGAUCGCAAAACCAGGAAGCCGACCGGCGCCACGCGCUGCAUGUGUCCGCUGUACGACUCUAACAGAAAGGAGUGGAUCGAGCUGGAGCCGCUGAGCGUCCCCCGCGUCAGCCACGGCGUGGUGGCUGCAGAGGGCUUCCUGUUUGUGAUGGGCGGGGCGGAUGAACACGGGACGAUCCUGGACAGUGGAGAGAAGUACGACCCUGACUCCAACUCCUGGAGCUCCACACUUCCCAUGCUGCAGGCUCGUCAGAACUUCGGCGUGGUGGAGCUGGACGGCCUGAUCUACGUCCUGGGAGGGGAAAGUGAAUCGGCCGAGCUGACCACGGUGGAGGUGUUCGAUCCUCAUCUCAACACCUGGAAGAUGCAGACCAGCAUGACCAUGAUCCGUAAGGUUGGAUGCUACGCCUCCAUGAACAAGAAGAUCUACGCUGUUGGUGGGGGCUCCUACGGGAAGCUGUUUGACUCCGUGGAGUGCUUUGACCCUAAAACCCAGCAGUGGACGGGUCUGUGUCCCCUGAAGGAGCGGCGGUUCGGCUCCGUGGCGUGCGGCGUCGGGCAGGAGCUCUACGUGUUUGGCGGAGUCCGGAGCAAAGAGAACGAAAACCCGGAGACGAGACAGAUGUUGACCUGCAAGUCGGAGUUCUACCACGACGAGCUGAGGAGAUGGAUGUUCCUGGACGACCAGAGCCUGUGCAUCCAGACCAGCUCCACCUUCGUCUACGGGGCGGUGCCGAUCGGAGCCAGCAUCUACGUGGUGGGAGACCUGGACACGGGUACGAGCUUCGACUACAUCCGGGAGUUCCGCCGCAGCUCGGGGACCUGGCAUCGCACCAAGCCCAUGUUGCCCACGGACCUGUCCAAAACCGCCUGCGCCGCCUUACGCAUCGCCAACUGUCGCCUGUUCCGCCUCCAGCUGAACCAGGGAAUGUUCCGGAUCAGAGUGUGAUCUCUUUACCUGCUGGAGGUUUGGGAUUUGGGACUUCUGGGAAUACGGAAAUGUUUGUUGUUGGUCUUUGUUUACUUGUUUGUUGUACCACUUUAUGGAGCAAAGGAAGAUCUUAGCACUAUAGAUUCCUACUUUAAAAGACUGUGUUGUAAAACGGACAUUCCUCUUAUGUAACACUCCAGUCUGAGAUUCAACAGCAUCCUCCACUUUACCUGUGUCAACAGGAAGCACAUACAAUUCAGGAUGUUCGUUUGCCUUUUAGCCCUUAAAUGUAUUAUGAUCUUAUAUUUUUAAGUGUGUAUUUGCUAAAAAUGAGCUGCUGUUGGUGUUUGGGUAAUGCUGCUUUUCCCAUAAUCGUGAUUUCCAAAUAAUCAAACAUUUAAAAUAAUCUCUGCAACAUUUCCACCGGAGCUGCUGCAGUUUCCGGGUGGCGUUGGUUCGCUGACCGAGGCUUGAGAGGUCUUCCUCUUUAGCGUGUCGAUGCUGCAGCGGUCUCGGAUGUCCACUACAACAACUGGUUCACUGAGAUGCUGGUUUCAGGACGAUCGGGUGCAGCCGUUUGUGUGUUGUUGCUUUAGCUCCCAAACCUUCAAAGAUGAGUUGUGCAGCAAAAAUCAAUCUGAAUCCAAUCCAUUUGAUUUGAUAUAGCGCAGUUUUAAUAAAAAUAUAAUGUAAUUUUUAGAUUUCUGCACCAAACCACUUUGUUUGGUUAAGAAAAAAAGUUAUCAGAGACAGAUUUGAUGAGUCAGUGUUGCUUUUAGUAGGAUUGAUUUGACUUCGAUGAAUCUGAUUAUAAAUGCUGCCUCUCGUGUAGCUAAACCAUUGACUGUAUAUGAGAACUGGACUGAGUGAGUGUAAUGUCACUCUUAGAAAACGUCUCACUUCUGGCUCCAACCAAAUAAAGUCAAUCAGUCACCAACUUUUCUUGAUACGAAGAUGUUGAAGCUAGACAUUGCCAGUCAGUCUGAAUCAUGUUUCUAUGGCGACCACUCUCCCCAAUCAGGAGUGAGCUUGUUGGAAGGCCACUCCCCUACCACUUGAAAGUGGGCUACACCAAAUCUAAUAAAUGUGUGUAGCAUCAGAGCAAAAAUUGUUAUUCUGAAAAAAGAAUGACUGAGUAAUCGCAGUAUAUUUCUCCACAAGUCUGUGUGGUUUUUAGCAUCUUGGAGCCAGUGGGUACUUCCUGUUUGGAACACGAAGGGUUAGGGGUCGCUUAGUCCUAUUCUUAUAUACAGUCUAUGAGCUGAACCAGUGAUCCAGAACCUCUACUGCUUUUGCAGUAAAGUUCAUGUUAAGUUUCAGGAUAAAAUCCAGUCGGAAGUAAAAGUAUUAACAUUAAAAGCUUGGGAGUCCUUGUGAGUCAGCUCAGCGUUUGGUCAAUGUGGUCUUUUUAUGUCUAGUGCUUCUUAAGGGUCUGUCUUUCUGCAGAUGAUGCAAUCCUGUUGGAGAAACCUGGGUUUGCUUUUAAGGGUGGAGUUUUUGCAGCUUGUCUUCUGUUGUGAUGGUUGAAACCUUGUGUUUUUGUUGGGGAUGAGUCGCUGUGUGUUUAUUUUUUUAUGUUUCUAUUGAAAAGAUGCAGAAUAAGAAUAACAAACAGAUCACUGCAUGUUACUCUGACUGUGUAGCAUUCUGUUACUGGUUAAUUCAUGUUAGUACUAGGGCUGGGAUUGCCAAUAAUUUCCAGAAACUAUUAGAUUCGUUUUUUUUUUUGUUUUUUUUUUACUUUAUUCUUUCAAUCCACACGUUUUAAUUUGAUUCACUUAAAUUAGAGUUUACAUGGUUUAUACAUUUAGGCACAUUUGUUCAGAAAUACAUUAAUAAUCACAUAUAUAUUUUUAAGAUAUUCAUAUUAACCUGAUACAGUUCAAGUAUUGUAAUUUUUUAAGUGAAAUUAUAACAAUAUUGUUAAUGCCACACAUUGUUUUAUGGUUUCUCAAACUAAGAAGCUCCAACAAUUGUUCUGCCUCUCCUGGAGGGCGUUUCAGUUUGGCCACUAGGUGGCGAUUGCGGUAUAGCAUCACACAUAAUUCCAGAAGAAGAAAGUUUAAGCAAAAAAAAAAAAAGUUUAGACCACAAAUGGAUACUUUAAAAAAUGUUUCCUUAAAAAACUUUGGAAAAUUAAUGUCUGUGAGUUUAUAAGAUGUAUGUUUAGGACUUCCAAGUGUUAGCAUCAGCCUUCCUAUGGAAAAUUACAUUAUACGUUAGCAUCAAGCUAGCUGACGUUAGCAUUAUGCAUUCGAUCGAUCUGUACUUUUAUAGAUUGAUUAUUGAUCUAUUAAGCUUAGAUCGAUUCAUCAAUUUUAUCAACCCAGCCCUAGUCGUGACUACCCUCAACACGCUGUAGCCGAAGAUCAGAAGUCUAAAGGAGCUUUCCUCAGAGUCGCUGGAGUCUGCCUUAUGAGGGGGAAUGAGGGGUCCAAUUUCCUUGAAGAGUUGAGCUUUUUUUUUACCCCUCCAUCCCCAUUCGCUUUCCAAAAUUGACAUAAAUAAUAAAUAACCAGCAAGGUUAUUUCAUAAUGGUUUAUAUUAGGUGUAGAGUUGGCCUUUUGAACAUGGUAGUCAAUGGAGAAUUGCUCCUUCCUGACUCCUUGGUGUUUUAAUGUACAGCGCUUUGUAGCAGUCUGCCUGCGUUAAAGCGCUUUAUAAAUAAACUUGAUUGAUUGAUUGACUCCAGUGGUCUUGGGAGGAACUGUAACAUUCGGUACUGUCAGGUUUGUGUCAGGUUCAGGUUUGGAGGUGGGGGGUUCCUGGACAGCCUCUUGUUAAAAAAGUUCAAACAUGUCGCUGGAAGUAGAUCUGGGAAUCCUGAAUCCGUCCUGCUCAGGUUGCUUUUGAGCUUAAUGGAUGGUUGGUUUCAGAAUUUACAGACACGUCUCAGAGUAGUCAUUAAAGAGCAGUUUCACUGUGAAACACCAGUUUCCUUCAGGUUGAGCUCCUCAGAACAAAGACUUCCACUCUGAUUUACUGGAAGAACAACCUCUUGAACAGAAUCUUUUAAAAACUUUGCAGGCUCAAAUGUUCUUAACAGCUUCCAGUGUUUCUAAUCAACUGACAAAGAAAGAAACGAGUGUCUGACAGCACAUGCAAAUGGAAAUAAUCCUCCAGCUGAGUGUGAAUCGAUGUUUGUGUUCAUUUUGACACUUUUCCGUGUGUCAUCAUUUACAGUCAACACUGCGACACAUUUCCAGUUUGCUCUGUUUACUCAACACUUCCUCAGGACUCCCUGUGCAGGGAUUCUACAGAGGACGAUAAGAAACUCAUUACAAAGAAAUUAACUUCAGCCGAAGGUGUGCUCUGGUCGACUGGAGGUGACGGUCUUGCCUCAAUUUUCACAUUUUCACUUUUGAGGAAGUUGCUGCUCGGUGUGUUUCAUUUACGUCAAAGGGAUUAAAUGGCAAAGCUGUUAAACAGA
Messenger RNA from Oryzias melastigma (Indian medaka), 5504 nucleotides. It is a transcript of the gene gan, whose product is annotated as gigaxonin. Gene Ontology annotation, biological process: cytoskeleton organization. Lineage: Eukaryota; Metazoa; Chordata; Actinopteri; Beloniformes; Adrianichthyidae. The record is from RefSeq and is a predicted model, not a curated record. Gene Ontology annotation, molecular function: protein binding. The coding region runs from base 281 to 2092 and encodes 603 amino acids. The transcript has 13 exons.